This is a messenger RNA of Histoplasma capsulatum G186AR, 1182 nucleotides long. RefSeq lists its product as uncharacterized. Lineage: Eukaryota; Fungi; Ascomycota; Eurotiomycetes; Onygenales; Ajellomycetaceae. The transcript is spliced from 6 exons. The coding region runs from base 1 to 1182 and encodes 393 amino acids. The record is from RefSeq and is a predicted model, not a curated record.
AUGAGCCCAGCCCUCUCCCGCAAAAUAAGGAAAACCGCGGAGGGUCUCUCCUCCGGAUGUCCGGAGCCACAUCCAUGCGUGAAGGCCAUCCAUCGUGGGAACGGCUUAAGGCUGGCUGGUUGUGUAGUUCUCCAAACCUUGAUGGGGAGGUUUCGACUCCACAGUGGUUGUGCUCGUCCACCAGAGACCUCUGAGAGGGUUCUGCUUUCAAGCGAAACUUCCAGUGAGAUGCCAAAAAAGGGAAACCCAGGCCAGUUCAGGUUGCAAAAGAGCAAACAGAAAACGGGGGCGAAACGGCGGUCAGAUCUCAGGAUCCAGAAGACCGUGCCCAAAGAAGAAACACAGAAAGCCAAAGCAAACAUCGAACGGGGUUCUCCGUGCAUAACGGCACGGGCUGUGGACAGCGGAAGGGUCUUGGAAGUGGCUUGGUUGAAAGGCAAUGAAGGUCGAUAUUGUCCAAUGGCUCCCCGGUUCCCUCUUUGGCAGUAUGUCUCGUCCACAAACUUCACAAAUGGCCGCCUAUCCAAGCCAAACCAGUCGCAAUCUGAGUGUGCUGCACGCGAGUUCCAGGAUCAAGGGGUCCGUGUCCAUGUCCAUGUCCACGACCACAGACAGGGCGUGGCCAUGCUCGCCAUCCUCCACCAGGAUCGCUGGGCGCCUGGAAGAGAGGGCAACUUUUCCUCCCCGGUUUCGCUUCAAAAUCGACCAGGGAGGGGAACAGGGGUGCAUCGUGGGCUCCCAGUCCUCCCAGCCCCAAAGCCGACCGACAGUUCUCGGCAAUGGCACGAAAAUAGAAUCUGCUCCGGGGAGACAAAAAGCCACGGCUUAUCCGCGCUGCAAUUUACUGGAUGCUCUGUCGUAGCAUCGAACCUAGUCGGCCCCAAGUUGUCUCCGAGCCGACCCUGCCACCACGGAGUAUGCGGCAUCUCGAAGGCAGUUUGUCAUUCAGACAGCCUGUCGCUCAGUCGUGACAAUUGUGAAACCCUGAGGGAGAAGAAUGCUUUCUGCAAGGGGCUCAUGCGGCUGCGGCAGCCGUCAAUAAAUCCCAUCGCCAAUCCAUCCCAUCAAACAAUGCCUUCUCUGACAAAGUUACAUGUCAGAACUUCAACUGACCCACUUCGAGAUAGGACACAUGAUGCCCUCGCCCCCCGAUCAAUUUGUUCAGAGCAAUCUCAGUUCUAG